AUGGCGGCUGCGCCCCCCCGCGACCGCGACGCCGCCCGCUCGCGCGAGGUGCGGCUGAGCCUCGAGAGCUGGCAGACGGCCCAGGGCUCGGCCAUCAACGUCGCGCUCAACGUCGACAACAUCGGGCUCGCCAACCUCCAGCGCACCGGCUACACGCCCCAGCCGUCCCCCGACCGCGCCCUCGCGGCCUUUGCCCAGCUCGCCGUCCUGCGCCUCGGCGUCGAGCGCGCCAUGGUCUCCCUCAUCGACAGCUCGACCCAGACCAUCCUCGCCGAGGCCAACCGCGAGGACAGCCACUCGGCUCCCGACGGCGCCGUCCGCCCGCCCACCGUUCUCUGGCUCGGCACCACGACCCUCGCCCGCCACGACGCCGUCUGCGAGCACUGCCUCGCCAGCACCUACACGACGACCUCGACGGCGCCCGACGGCCGCCAGCAGCACCACACGACGCAGGCCUUUGUCGUCCCCGACUGCAGCAUCGACCCCCGCUUCCAGAACCGCCCCUACGUCCGCGACAGCCCCUACAUCCGCUUCUACGCCGGAGUGCCCAUCAUCUCGCGUGCCGGCCACAAGAUUGGCGCCUAUGCCGUGUCCGACGGCCACGUCCGCGACGGCCUCAGCCUCGAGGACGUCCAGUUCAUGCAGGGCAUGGCCCGCACCAUCAUGGAGCACCUCGAGUGGGCGCGCGACCGCGUCGACCGCUUCAAGGGCGAGCGCAUCGUCCGCGGGCUCGCAGCCUUCAUCGAGAGCUCGGCCGGCCCGGGCGGCUUGCCACACUCGCGCGCCACCUCGACCGCCUCCAUUGACCACCGGCCCCGGACGCCCCAGGUCGCCCUCAACUCCCCGAGACACCCGCUCUCGCGCCAAACCUCGUACUUUGGCAACCCUGCUCCCGCCACCGCACCGCUGCUGGAGAAGAAACACGACACACACGACACCCUCGACGCUCAGGCCGGUGCGCUGCUGCCCUACUCGCCAGGGGCUCCGGAGCGGCGGCAGUCCAAGGGCAAGUCUUCGAGCAGCAACAAGCGGUCCAAGUCCGACUCCAUGUCGACCAUGCUCCAGCAGGCCGCCGACAUCCUGUGCCAGUCGACGCUCGCCGACGGUGCUGUGCUCCUCGGCGCGUCCGCCAGCAGCUCCCGCCAGACGAGCUGGGCCGCCGCACGUCCGGUCAACGGCGCUCUGUCGUCCGAAGACGACGAGCCAGUCGUAUCGUCCCCAGAUGCGUCAGACCUGCCUAGCGAUGUCAUGGACAGCAUGGCCAGCCCGUCGACGUUCCGGCAGAACCUUCUCCUUCCAGGCAUGGGUGCCAGCAUCACCUCAGAAGACGACAGCGCUAGCGAGAGGGACACGCCGCGCGAGAGCGGCCCGUCUCAUACGAGCUCCACGACGCAGCAAAGGGCGACCAAGAACGACAGCAACGACAAUCACCAUAAUCACCACCACCACCACCAUCACCAUCGCAAGAAGCCCAAGACGGAUCACACCGAGCUUCUCCAGCGUAUCCCUGGCGACAAGACGGUCGUGUUUGUGCCCCUCUUCGACCACACGGACAACAGCUUCUCUGGCGGCUGCUUCCUCUGGACGGCCGUCGCAGGCCGACUCAUGAAUCUUGACGACGACCUGUCGUACCUGCGAGCAUUUGCCAACAGCAUCAUGAGCCAGGUCGCCCGUAUCAGUGCUCAGAAGAAUGAAGCAGCCAAGACGACCUUUAUCGCCAGCAUAAGCCACGAGCUGCGCAGUCCCUUGCACGGCAUCCUGGGGGCCGCAGAGUUUCUGGCCGACACCUCGGCAGACUCGUUCCAGGCUGGUCUUGUCUCGUCUAUAUCGACGUGUGGCAAGACUCUGCUCGACACGCUCAACCACGUCCUCGACUACAGCAAGAUCAACCGUCUCGGUCGCACACGACGGCGCAAACCUGCAGACAAGGAGCAGGUCAUCAGCGGCAUAUCUUCUGACUCACUCGACAGCCUCAGCCUGACCGCUGUCGUUGACCUGUCGGCCCUUGUGGAGGAGGUCAUUGAUGCAAUCGUCAUAGGCCACACCUUCAAGCAGGUGCCUAACGCGUCGAUGCCCGAUGACGGAGCAAAAUCACUGGGUGUGGGCAAGCUCGCCCCGACCCCACAUGUUCGCUGGCCAGAGAAGAGCCCGUCUCGGUGCUGCCACUAUGCCCAUUUCGGAGGUCAGUCUGUCGUGAACUUAAGCUGUAGCGCUCUGCUUAGACAAUCGCUAUUGGUAAUCCGAAUGCUGGAAACCCUAAACCGUCUCUGA
Microdochium trichocladiopsis is the source of this 2271-nucleotide messenger RNA. RefSeq lists its product as uncharacterized. Gene Ontology annotation, biological process: signal transduction. Bases 1 to 2271 code for a protein of 756 amino acids. NCBI's taxonomy places the organism in Eukaryota, Fungi, Ascomycota, Sordariomycetes, Xylariales, Microdochiaceae. The record is from RefSeq and is a predicted model, not a curated record. The transcript has 4 exons. Gene Ontology annotation, molecular function: phosphorelay sensor kinase activity; protein binding.